AUGGAGCAGAAGGCGGGGAAGCCCUCUGAGGACGGGGCCACUGUCCCCCCAGCCGCGGAGGCCCCGGAGGCCGCGGGAGGCGGCGGCUCUGCGGAGGAGGCGGCCGCAGGCCCCGCCGAGAGCGCCGCCAGAGCGGGCGAUCAGGAGCGGGCCCCGGCCGAGGACGGCGUUCCCGCUGAAUGCCAGGCAGACGGGCUGGGUGAGGUCAAGGCGGAAUCCCAAGGGGAGGCUGGCCUUCAGCAGGAAGACAGGGGGCAGGGAGAGACCACCGCGGCCCCUGGGAAGACCGACAGGAGCGACCAGACCCACUCUGAGCCCGCGGGGGCGCAGAGAGAAGGGGAGACCGCGUCGGCCUCUGAGAAGCCGAGGGCUGACGAGAAAGAGGCCAGGCCUGGGUCUAGGGAGAGCGUCGACGCGAGCGGAGAGGCCCAGGCCGAGCUGAAGCACGCUUCCGCGGCGCAGGAGGCCGAGGCUGGAGGCAGGGAGGCCGAAGGGAAGGGCGAGGCCGCCGCGGCCCCUCAGGAGGCGGGCGGCAAGGCGGAGAAGCCCCAGGCCGCAGCCCAGGAGGAAGCCGGCGCUCCAGCGGCCCAGCCGGACUCUCCGAAGACGGCCGCCGGGGCGGAGGAGGCCACGCCCGAGCCACAGGAGGAGGAGGCGACGGAGGGGGUGGUGAGUGCGGAAGCGGGGAGGAGGGCGGGGGCCCCACGGCGGCCCAGAGUCGCCCCCAGAGCCCCCGGGCCGCUUUAUUCCUCCGGGAAAGUCUCAGAGCCUGGCUCGCAGAGCCUCGGGCAGGCACGAGCCCACCCAGCGCGUACCUUCCAGGAGCCGGGAGGCCCCGCUGACGAGCAGGACGAGGGUGCAGGGGCCGAGGCCGAGGACGGGGCGGGGGGGCCUCCCAGCUCCCCGGAGGUAUGGCCCGAGAGCCCCACGGAGGAGGGCGGCAGCGCCAGCCCAGAGGGGCUGAGCCCAGACACCGCGGCUUCUGAAGAGCCAGGUCCUUCAGCCAGUGACUCUUCGCCCAGUGAUGUGCCCCAGAGCCCCAAGGAGGCCCCUCCGCCAGAGGAGAAGAAGAAAGAGAAGGCACCAGAGCGCAGGGUGUCCGCCCCUACCCGGCCCCGUGGACCCCGAGCUCAGAACCGCAAGGCCAUCGUGGACAAGUUUGGGGGGGCGGCCGCGGGCCCCACGGCGCUGUUCCGGAACACCAAGGCGGCCGGCGCGGCGGUGGGUGGCGUUCGCAACAUGCUGCUGGAGUGGUGCCGCGCCAUGACCAGGAGCUACGAGCACGUGGACAUCCAGAACUUCUCCUCGAGCUGGGGCAGCGGCAUGGCCUUCUGCGCGCUCAUCCACAAGUUCUUCCCCGACGCCUUCGACUACGCGGCGCUGGACCCCGCGCAGCGCCGCCACAACUUCACGCUGGCCUUCUCCACCGCAGAGAAACUGGCCGACUGUGCCCAGCUGCUGGAGGUGGACGACAUGGUGCGGCUGGCGGUGCCCGACUCCAAGUGCGUCUACACCUACCUCCAGGAGCUGUACCGCAGCCUCGUGCAGAAGGGGCUGGUCAAGACCAAGAAGAAAUGAGGGGCUGGCCAGUGCUGGCCCGGAGGCGCCCUUCAGCUCC
Dama dama (fallow deer) is the source of this 1618-nucleotide messenger RNA. RefSeq names its product smoothelin like 1 (gene SMTNL1). Gene Ontology annotation, cellular component: filamentous actin; microtubule organizing center. NCBI's taxonomy places the organism in Eukaryota, Metazoa, Chordata, Mammalia, Artiodactyla, Cervidae. Gene Ontology annotation, biological process: actin cytoskeleton organization. Gene Ontology annotation, molecular function: protein binding. The coding region runs from base 1 to 1578 and encodes 525 amino acids. The transcript has 7 exons. The record is from RefSeq and is a predicted model, not a curated record.